AUGGCGUCGGUGGCGAUGUUCCGUUCGACCCGUUCCUGCAAGAACUAUUGGUUUCGGGGAAGAUGGAAUUGGAUGUGGAGGAGGAAAUAUGAAAGUUGUUUUUCAACAGUGGCUUGUGCAAUCAAAAGCAAUGACAGCAACAGCAAGGUUACAAGGGUGCUAUUCUGUGGCCCCUAUUUUCCUGCUCCCACGAGGUACAUCACCGAGUAUUUGCGAGACUAUCCAUUUAUUGAGGUUGACGAAGUGGGCCUUGAGCAUGUACCUGAAGUUAUCCAAAACUAUCAUAUAUGUGUUGUAAAGAAUCGGCGCAUCGAUUUAGAUAUCAUUGCCAAGGCAACCCAGAUGAAGAUUAUUAUGCAGUAUGGCGUUGGGUUAGAAGGUGUUGAUGUAAAUGCUGCUACAGAGCACAAAAUUAAAGUUGCAAGGAUACCGGGGAGUAUGACAGGAAAUGCAGUCUCUUGUGCAGAGAUGGCAAUAUAUCUUACCCUUGGUGUUCUGCGGAAGCAAAAGUUGAUGGAUGCUGCUGUGCAUCAGAAGGACCUGGGAAGUCCAACAGGAGAAACAAUAUUAGGCAAAACAGUCCUUAUCCUAGGAUUUGGGGCCAUUGGUGUGGAAAUUGCCAAGAGGCUGAAACCAUUUGGUGUAAAAAUUCUUGCUGCUAAAAGAAAUUGGUCACCAGGCUCAUUGCCAUGUGAUGUUGAUGGGCUUGUAGAUAAAAAAGGUGGACCAGAAGAUAUGUAUGAACUUGCUGGAGAAGCUGACAUAAUCAUAACAUGCUUGCUACAAACCAAUGAAACAGUUGGAAUUGUUGAUGAUAUGUUCCUCUCAGCGAUGAAAAAGGGUUCGUGUCUGGUCAAUAUUGCUAGAGGAGGACUUUUGGACUACAAGGCUGUGUUCGAUCACCUUGAGUCAGGUCACUUAGGUGGUUUGGGUAUUGAUGUUGCCUGGACAGAGCCAUUUGAUCCAGAGGACCCCAUUCUCAAAUUCUCAAAUGUUAUUAUAACACCACAUGUUGCUGGAGUCACCGAAUACUCCUUCAGAACUAUGGCAAAGGUUGUUGGUGACGUCGCUCUCCAGCUUCAUUCAGGGGAGACAUUCACCGGAAUAGAAUUUGUGAAUUAG
This is a messenger RNA of Miscanthus lutarioriparius, 1122 nucleotides long. NCBI's taxonomy places the organism in Eukaryota, Viridiplantae, Streptophyta, Magnoliopsida, Poales, Poaceae. The record is from the annotation of a GenBank genome assembly.